Messenger RNA from Astyanax mexicanus (Mexican tetra), 1857 nucleotides. It is a transcript of the gene ddx49, whose product is annotated as DEAD (Asp-Glu-Ala-Asp) box polypeptide 49. The record is from RefSeq and is a predicted model, not a curated record. NCBI's taxonomy places the organism in Eukaryota, Metazoa, Chordata, Actinopteri, Characiformes, Acestrorhamphidae. Gene Ontology annotation, molecular function: nucleic acid binding; ATP binding; RNA helicase activity. The transcript is spliced from 13 exons. The coding region runs from base 276 to 1703 and encodes 475 amino acids.
AUCACAGGUCAUUCCAGGCUGCGUUCAGUCUGGAAACCCCUGGUUAUUUUAACCUGCGCAGCCCCUUUAGCGUGAGCCGCCCACCGAGCCCCGUCUCGAGACGCAGUUCGAUGACGUAGUCUGUCCACGCGCCCGGCUGAAGGCUGCACGCGGGUCUCGGUUUCUCCUGUCUCGCGCUGUAAAUACAGAAAAACAGCGCGGUUGAAAGCAAGUCGGAUUCGGACUGCGUGUGUAGGGUGGGGUUAUAAUCCGAUUCGAUUAAAGUUAAAUCAGUAAUGGAGGCUUUCGCGGCGCUCGGCCUGUCCGACUGGCUGAUCCAGCAGUGUAAACAAAUGGGCAUCACCCGGCCGACUCCCGUCCAGCAGAGCUGCGUACCGGCCAUUCUAGCAGGUCGGGAUUGUAUGGGCUGUGCGAAAACUGGAAGCGGCAAAACGGCAGCUUUUGUUUUACCAGUGCUUCAGAAACUGGCGGAGGAUCCCUAUGGAAUCUUCUGCUUGGUGUUGACACCCACAAGGGAACUGGCCUACCAGAUAGCUGAACAGUUCCGGGCACUAGGGAAACCACUGGGUUUGAGAGACUGCAUCAUAGUUGGGGGAAUGGACAUGGUGGCCCAGGGUCUGGAGCUGUCUAAAAAGCCACACAUUGUUGUUGCCACUCCGGGGAGAUUAGCAGAUCACAUUCGGAGUUCUGACACAUUCAACAUGAAGAGAAUCAAAUUUUUGAUCUUGGAUGAAGCAGAUCGUUUGCUUGAGCAGGGAUGCACAGACUUCACCAAGGACCUGGAAGUUAUUAUCAGUGUUGUGCCAGCAAAACGGCAAACGCUGUUGUUCAGCGCCACACUAACGGACACACUGCAGGAGCUAAAAACCAUUGCUAUGAAUGAGCCUUUCUUCUGGGAGAACAAGUCAGAGGUCCGAACAGUGGAUGAGCUUGAUCAAAGAUACAUCCUUACACCUGAGAAAGUCAAAGAUGCUUACUUGGUGCAUCUUAUUCAGAAAAUCCAAGAUGAACAUGAUGACUGGUCAGUCAUGAUUUUCACCAACACAUGCAAAAAUUGCCAAAUUCUUACAAUGAUGCUUCGUGAAUUUAAAUUUCCCGCAAUCUCCCUGCAUUCCAUGAUGAAACAGAGACAACGAUUUGCAAACCUUGCCAAGUUCAAGUCCAAUGUUUUCAAGAUCCUGAUAGCCACAGAUGUUGCUGCCAGGGGUCUGGAUAUUCCUACAGUGCAGGUUGUCAUUAAUCAUAAUACUCCAGGACUGCCUAAAAUCUACAUUCAUAGAGUGGGCAGGACUGCCCGUGCCGGAAGAAAUGGUGUUUCAAUUACACUGGUCACACAGUAUGACAUUCAUCUGGUCAAUGCUAUUGAGGAGCAGAUCCAGACCAAGCUAAAGGAGUACCCAGUGGAAGAGAAGGAGGUGCUAAAGAUCCUUACCCAAGUGAAUGUGACGCGACGACAGUGUGAAAUUAAAUUGGAGUCAACAGACUUUGGGGAGAAAAAGGAAAUAAACAAAAAGAAGAAAAUGAUCCUAGAAGGGAAAGAUCCUGACUUUGAAGAGAAGAGAAAAAAUGAACUUGCUAAAAGAAAAAAGGGAAAAGCAGAAGGAAAGGGGAGAAUUCAGGAAAUUAUUCAUCAGAAGAAGAAAGGAAAGCUUGUUAAAAAGAAAGGAAAGAAAACCAAAGCCACACUUCCCAGACAGUCAUAAAUCUGCAUGUUUAGCAUUGACCGCUGUACAUUUUUGUGCAUAUGUGAAUAAAUGGAUCAUUUUUUGCAAAGGUUUAAUUUGUAUUAAAUGUAUUUUUUAAUUAACAUUUUGUAAAUGUUUACUUGUUGACACAAUAAAUUGCCAUUAAUUAAAA